GUCUCAUGAAUUUGGAUACAGAGGUCCGGUCAUCAUCUCCUGCUCCAGAUCGACCGUUUCAUCGUGCUCUACGUGGCGGAGAUUCGGAUGCACUUGAACGGGUGAAAGAGGGUCUUACACGAGUUCUCUCUCGAAUUAACGUCAGUGUGACGGCUUCUAAUGAAGAAGAUUUCCUGACACUCGCUGCAAACGCUUGCUGCGCGGAAUGGAAAUUACGGCAAAAAAAUUCAGAAAUAGCGCUCAAAUUGUGCCUUGCUCAGCCGACGACUCAUGAUACCACAUUUGCCAACCUAGUCAGUCAACUUGGCUUUAAUUCAGUAGCGUUUUGGAAAAUUGCGGUACCUCAAGUUUAUGACUCGGAUCUGUCAUUCGGCACCCAGUACCGUGACUCGCUUCUGUUCUCGUUAGCUCUUUAUGAUGUUAACAAUAGCAAAAAUCGAUUACGCGAGUUGUACGCUGCUGUGCCUGGAGUACGUCAAAGUAUGUUGGGCGUGCACGCGAAGAAAUUCGGCGAGAAGUAUAGGCAUAUUCAGAUGGUUCGUUCGCGCGCCAACUCACGAAUGUCCUCUGUACAUGGUUCUAUGGAGGAUCUGUUAUUACUGGACAAUGACGCUGUUGAAGACGGUCAAUCUGACGGAGCCAGUGAAGGGCUGUCAUCUGGAACGGGAGUUGGAGGACUGACGACUACUUCCCAUCACAAGCAAAGGGUCAUAAACGUGUCAAACGCGCCACCGAUUUCCCUCAAGCGCAAAGACAGCGGAUGUUGGGAAAUCAAGCAAGGAUCCGGCGGCUUAGUGUCGUGUGUUGAUCCUGUUAUGUCGGUGGACAAAGAGAAUAUAUGGUUAUCAAACCUUGGUAUCAAUAUUAAAGAGGAACGUGACGAAAUGGAUAUCCAUCCACCAUCUACAAAUUCGCUUGGUUUGCCCCUUAUAAAGCAGGCAAGAGCAGGUGAAAUUUUCCACGUACUAGAGGAGGACGACAAGAAGCAGGAGCUUACUGCUAAGGAACAGAUUGUAGAAAGGGACAUGUCUCUUCUGUCAGUAUUGCACGAUUACAAUAGAUCUAAUUACCAGCUGAACCCAGUCUUCGUCAAUCAGGAAGAUUACAAUGCUUACUAUGGAGGAAUUAGCAAUGGUUUGUUAUGGCCUGCCUUACACAAUUUGUCGGAGUAUAUUGUCAAGGAAUAUGACGAUCCUAACGUUCUUCGCGAACAUUGGUGUGCGUAUGUACGUGUCAACUACCAAUUUGGUAUAAAUGCCGCUCGUAACAGUCGUCCUCAAGACUUUAUUUGGAUUCACGACUACCAUCUCAUGCUCACAGGCCAGAUAAUGCGUAGUUUGGACAGUAAUCUUGAAGUCGGCUUCUUUCUGCACAUACCUUUUCAACCACCAGCAGAUUUUAUGAAGAAAUACAAAGUGGUUGCUGAUCCAAUACUUCGAAGCAUUUUACGCUUUACAAAGGUUGGCUUUCAAACCCAUCGUGACCGUGACCGAUACGUUGAGUUGGUCAGGCAGCACAUCCCCAGAGCUAGAGUGCAUUUCGAUAACAGAAUAGAUAUCUUUACUGUAACAUACGAAGUUUUGGCCAACAGCGGUGAAGGAGGGUGUUUUUUCUUCUCCGUUGAGAGGUUCGACUAUACUAAAGGUAUCAUGGAGAAACUGAAAGCAUGGAAGAGGUAUUUCGAAAAAUACCCCGAAAGGAAGGGACUGGACGUUCUUUAUCAGGUAGCGGUCACCAAUAGGCGUGCUGUGGAGUCGUAUAAAAUAUACCAGGAUAACUGCUUGGCACUGGCGGCCCAUAUAAACGAGACCAUUCGGUGUGAAUCUAGACCAGGUUGGAGGCCUCUUCGAUUUGAAACCGAUGGACUGCCGCGCACUCGCCUUGUGGCUUAUUACCUUGCAAUGGAUAUCGGAGUUGUUACUCCUUCCAAGGAUGGCAUGAAUCUUGUGGCAAAGGAAAUGAUGGUAUGCAACCCAGCUGCCUCGCUUGUGCUUUCGUCAGGAGCUGGCACAGAGGUGCAAUUGGGAAAUGCUGGGUUUUACUCUGAUGACGAAAAGUACUAUCAUCGUGUUGAUGACAUAUCGAAUACGGAGAACUUCGCUGACGUUUUUUAUCGCGCAGCAACGGAAGAGAGAGCUGUAAGGCAGGAACACGGUGGACGACUGAAUCAAUUCCUAAAGAGUCAUGACAUUGACGAGUGGAGCUCAGCAUUCCUUGAUCCUAGCUGGACUCAUGAAGUCAUUCGACCUAGUGAAAUCAAGCAGCUAGCCGAUUUCUACAUGCUCAUGGCCCAGACCGGGCAGGUACGACGUCAGAUUGUUGAGGUCGUUUUAAAAGGAAUGCCAAUUCGUCCUCAUUUUGUCUUGUCGUUGGAGAAUGCGAAGGAUUCCCUUGAGAAAAGUUGUUUACCUGACACUAGCAGACUAGUGUUGGAAACGACUUCGCAUCCCGAGGAUGCCGACGGUGCGAACACUCAUGCGACGUUUGAUAUUAGCGAUGAGCUCAGCGAGCUUCAAAAGGAUCUCGCAUUUCUAUCUUUCAUCCAGUCUGACGAAACUAACAACGUUGAACAGUUUAUUGAUACCCUUGGAUCGUUUCAUCCUUCUGGGCCAACUGCUUUCGUUGCCGAAGUGGAGAAAGCUGCUGCACUUUUAACACUCGGCGACCAUUUCCACUACGUCUUCACGGACAGGGAUGGUACGCUGAAGAGUUAUUCUUGCUCAUAUCCUACCAGUGUGCAACCUGCAUAUUCUGCUGUCAUACAGGCUCAAUUCGCGCGUCGUUGUGCCCAGUUCUGCGCUAUUGUUACCACAGCACCCCUAGUGCACAUUGGAAUACUUAACAUGAGCACUAUGCCUGAAGGGUACUACGCCUAUGGAGCUUCUGCUGGUCGUGAAUGGUAUUUCAAUCCUGCCAUGCAGUUCAAGGACAACAGCAUUAGCGAUGCUGAUCUUUCGUUACUGAAUAAAGCGUUUGAUAAGGUGGAGGAUCUACUCGAAAAUCCUGAGUUUCGCAACUUCACGUGGAUUGGCAGUGGAUUGCAAAAGCAUUAUGUGACCAAAAUUGUAAACGAAGUUGAUCCCACGGGAACAGUUUUGACAAUCAGAGAGAACGAAUACGACAUUAAAAUCUACACGAAGGCAAAAUUAUCUGGUCGGAUAUUUAACAAAGGUCAUGGUGUUCGUCUGAUUGAGCGAAAAAUGGGUAAUGUGCUAGUGUGUGGCGAUUCUGAUACGGAUAUUCCUAUGCUGGAAGAAUGUCUAUCUGUUGCCCCACCAAACGUGUAUACAAUUUGGGUCACAAAAGAUGAAGCUCUUAAAGAAAAGGUUACCCAAACAUGUGCACAUUUUCAUAACAGUAACGUUGCCUUCGUAUCUUGUCCUGAGGUACUGCUUGGUGCUAUGGCACAGGCCACCGUACGUGAGCUGAAAGUACGUGGUGUAAACUUUGACGAUGACGGUGAUAUCUAG
Molecule: messenger RNA, 3470 nt
Organism: Angiostrongylus costaricensis
Lineage: Eukaryota; Metazoa; Nematoda; Chromadorea; Rhabditida; Metastrongylidae
Source: the annotation of a GenBank genome assembly